GUUCCUGAUGAUAAGCUACACGAACCCACCAUUUAUUCAUUCAGGACACAGGAGCAGGACAUCGCAGCCACGGGCUUCCAGCGCUUCCUCAAUGUCCUCAACAAAGGGGUGGACAUCAACAAGUUCUCAAAGAUUGUCAACAACGUGAAUGAGUUACCCCCUAUGCAGGAGGGCCAUCCAAAGACUACCUACAGGAGUGAGAUUAAGGGGGCCCCAGCACAGAGCUCUCAGGAUUGCUUGGGGCCCCAUAGUAGAGCUCUGCCACAGGACCACAGUCACUCACACAUUCGUGGAGAAAGGAGACCGGGUCUCCCACACGGCCAGCUCCAGAGCCUGCUAGAGUCCAUCGGGCUAGACCUGGGGGUGGAGGAGUUGGGCCGACUGUCAGACCGGACCAAGGAGAGACUGUACGGGAUGAAGAGAGACCAGGAGAGGAGUCCCUUGACGUCAGACAGAUCCAGCCCCUUCCCCCUUUGCCACCAGCACUCAAAUCUGACCUUUGAUUACAGCCAUUCUACUACCAGAGACUGGGAUAGAGAGGGAGACAGAGACAACUCUGAUAGAGACCGAGACAAAUAUAUGAGAGACAGGGAGGGAGACAGGAAUAGGCACUCUAGUACUAGAGACUGGGACAGAGAACGAGACGAGGACACAGAGAGGGACGAAUCUAAGAGAAACAGAGACUGGGCCAGUUCUGAGAGAGACCGAGAGAGAGACGGGGACAAAUCUGAGAGAGAGAGGGACAGGCGCUCUAGUACCAGGGACAGAGACAGAGACAAGGACAGGCACUCUGGUACCAGGGACAAGCGCUCUGGUACCAGAGACAAGGACAGGCACUCCGGUACCAGAGACAGCGACAGGGACAGGCGCUCUAGUACCAGGGACAGCGAGAGAGACAGGCACUCUGAUACCAGGGACAGGCGCUCUAGUACCAGGAACAGAGACGGGGACAGGGACAGGCGCUCUAGUACCAGGGACAGGGACAGGCGCUCUAGUGACAGGGACAGGCGCUCUAGUACCAGGGACAGGCGCUCUAGUACCAGGGACAGAGACAGGGACAGGCGCUCUAGUACCAGGGACAGAGACAGGGACAGGCGCUCUAGUACCAGGGACAGGGACAGGCACUCUAGUACCAGAGACAGGGACAGGCGCUCUAGUACCAGGGACAGAGACAGGGACAGGCACUCUAGUACCAGGGACAGAGACAGGCGCUGUAGUAACAGGGACAGGCGCUCUAGUAACAGGGACAGGCGCUCUAGUGCUAGGGACAGAGACAGGGACAGGCGCUGUAGUACCAGGGACUGGGACAGAGAUGGUGACUGGGACGAAGAAAGCGACAGGGAUAGGUAUAGGGACAAGUCCAGGGAAAGCUCUGUUGAGCUCAACACAUACUCCAAGGACCCUAUGUAUCCUUUUUCCCACCCUCCUAAUGCAUCUAUGAUGGCAACCUUCUCCACCACCCAGUUAUCUCUGUAUACCAGCAGCCCCUACUCCAAUGCCUUCCCUCCAGGUUGGGGUUAUCCCCCUGGUAUUAUGCCCCCUGGCAUUAUGCCCCCUGGUAUUAUGCCCCCUGGCCUAAUGCCCCCUGGGAGCAUGCCCCCUGGUAUUAUGCCCCCUGGCAUUAUGCCUCCUAGCCUAAUGCCCCCUGGGAGCAUGCCCCCUGGUAUUAUGCCCCCUGGUACCAUGCCCCCAAACCUUAUGCCCCCUGGUACCAUGCCCCCUCCCCCUGGUAUUAUGCCCCCUGGUACCAUGCCCCCUGGUAACAUGCCUCCCUUCCCAUACCCCCCCCCUGGGUAUCUACCUUACCCCAGCGCCCCACCGCAUUACUCUAAUAGCACAGCAGCCUUAAGCCAGACAUACACAUACACCCAGCCUGCUAGCAACCUCCAGCUCUCAUCUACCCAGCCUGCCAGAAACCACCAGUUAACAUAUAUCCCGCUCACAAACAACCAUCCCACUGGCACCCUCCAGCAGCUAAACACCAAGUCCACUGGCAACCUGCUCCAGCUCAUGAACCUCCAACUCCCAAAAAGCAAGCCCGCUAGCACCCGCCAGCUUACAUACAUCCAGCCAGCUAGCAACCCCCAGGUCACAUCUACCAAGCCUGGUGGGACCCGCCAGCUUACAUACAUCCAGCCCGCUAGCAACCCCCAGGUCACAUCUACCAAGCCCACUAGCACCCGCCAGCUUACAUACAUCCAGCCUGCUAGCAACCCACAGGUCACAUCUACCCAACCCGAUAGCGAACUCAAGUUCACAAGCUCGGCUGUACUCACGCCAACACUGAAAGUGUUGACCCCAGACCCAAUCUCCUUGAGCAAGGCCCAACAACUGAAGGAGCCGUCACACCCCCGCUGUCUGCAGUACGUUAAGACGGUGGUGCCCAAGGGCGGCAACCGCCGCGUAAGACGGCUCACCAAGUCAAGAGUCAAGAGAAACAGCCAGGCGUUUGGAGAAAGGUGUAAGAAAUACAGGAAAGAGGUUCUGAGAAAGAGGAGAAUAUAUCGAGAUCUCCAAGAGAAGAGAGAUGGACUGAUUGCAAGAGCUGCAGCGAAAGUGGCCGCUCAGGUGGCUGCAAAGUAUCCCAGGGCCCUCUCUGAAGCGGAAGCAGAGAGCGAUGUUGAAGGGGAGAAAAAAACAAUGCCAGAAGAAGCGAUUAAGGGGAAACUAAAGAAAAAGCUUGAAGAGUUCAACCUGAAGAUGAAGCGGAAAUCGACACAACAAACACCAACAUAAACUCAAAGGCAGUUUGUUAUCUUCACUGGGCAUCAUGAGCUCAUCUCCCACUAGACUAGAACCUUCUACUGACCCAUCCAGACCCUAUGGACAUCAGUUGGCUUACAUUCUUAGCUAGCAACCAUUUAUAGAUUUGUAAUGACACUAGCAAAGGAUUUGUUAUCAUCCUUUAAGACUACAUUUUGAAGAAAUUUUUUUCAGUGUAUGUUCAGAUUGGAUUUAUCUGUACUAGCAUGGGUACGGCCAGGGGCUUUUCUUUACGACUUGAUCUGACUAGCAAAAAUGAUUGCCUAUAUAGGCUUUAAUUAGGGCCUGAAGGUUUUCCUAGGCUGGUCAUUUGGUCAGGAAAAACUCCUAACCCAUUUCUGUGGAUCCUCUUUCACUGUGUAUAUAUACAAAUAAAGAGUUAUUUUAUUUCUUUCUUUUUCUCAAUAAAAAGUAACUUCAAUAUGGAA
Coregonus clupeaformis (lake whitefish) is the source of this 3191-nucleotide messenger RNA. RefSeq names its product YLP motif-containing protein 1. The record is from RefSeq and is a predicted model, not a curated record. NCBI's taxonomy places the organism in Eukaryota, Metazoa, Chordata, Actinopteri, Salmoniformes, Salmonidae.